AGGUCUAUUUGAACGGUGAAAAGCGGGCUCGCACACAUUCGAGAGGGAAACAAAGAGAGAGCAAACAAAUCGUCGCUGUCGGAUGCGAAAUAACUGGAAUAGUUGGCUUUUUUAAAAAAUCUCUGGGAAAGUUAAUUAGAAAAAACAAAAGGGUACCACCAUGUCUCACAAACAGAUCUACUACUCUGACAAAUAUGACGACGACAAAUACGAGUACAGGCAUGUAAUGCUACCCAAAGAGCUUGCCAAGCGUGUUCCCAAAACCCAUCUUAUGUCGGAGACCGAGUGGAGAAACCUUGGUGUCCAACAGAGUCAAGGAUGGGUGCAUUACAUGAUUCACCAACCAGAGCCACACAUCUUGCUGUUCCGACGCCCUCUGCCCAACCCAAAAUCAUAAAGGAGAUUCUCUGGGUCCUUCAGGGACAUCAGUCUACCAUGUCGCAUAUCAACUCAUCACCAUGCUCUGAUUGCCAUGUCGGCUGAUUAUGCUGGACCUGGAGAAGGACUGCUGCAUUUAUGAACAGUGAUUAUGGAAUGGAUUGUGUUGAAGGAAAAAAACUAUGACCCACCUAUUUGGGGAAAAGACUUCUGCAUGUGUUAAGAGCAACACGACGUUUGCCAGAAACCUUCAAUUCAGCUUAAACUGUCCUUUUUGACUUAACCUGUCCAUCUUGUGAACAUGCUUGGAUUUUUCCAGCUUUUUAGAACAAUUGCUGUAAGAUGUGGGGAGUGAAACUUGAUCAACCAUUUGAGUUAUUCUAAGUGCUUUCUGGGUUGAGCUCUAGCAGAAUAGUUGGAUCCUAAAUUGAUUUGGACUUUGAAGCCACAAAUCAAGGUUUCAAAGUCUCAUGUUGCUGCUUGGUUAAAAUGACACUGUAGACUGGCAUUUAAUGACAUUUUGCCAUAUGCAGAUGAGGGAAAGCCUGCAUUUGAGUUGGAUAGAUUCUAGUCUUGAUCCAGUUUUCUCAAGCAUGUAUAUUAGUUCUGGCUUAAUGUCUGGGUCUAUACCAAUGAGCUGCUCAGUAUUUAUGAAAUGUUUUGCCCUUUCUGAAAUAAAUGUAAUCUUUUAAAUCUUAA
Haplochromis burtoni (Burton's mouthbrooder) is the source of this 1077-nucleotide messenger RNA. RefSeq names its product CDC28 protein kinase regulatory subunit 1B (gene cks1b). Gene Ontology annotation, biological process: regulation of mitotic cell cycle. Gene Ontology annotation, cellular component: cyclin-dependent protein kinase holoenzyme complex; SCF ubiquitin ligase complex. Lineage: Eukaryota; Metazoa; Chordata; Actinopteri; Cichliformes; Cichlidae. The transcript has 4 exons. The record is from RefSeq and is a predicted model, not a curated record. The coding region runs from base 161 to 397 and encodes 78 amino acids. Gene Ontology annotation, molecular function: protein kinase binding; histone binding; cyclin-dependent protein serine/threonine kinase activator activity.